Molecule: messenger RNA, 1079 nt
Organism: Melanotaenia boesemani (Boeseman's rainbowfish)
Lineage: Eukaryota; Metazoa; Chordata; Actinopteri; Atheriniformes; Melanotaeniidae
Product: B-cell receptor-associated protein 29-like
Biological process (GO): intracellular protein transport; endoplasmic reticulum to Golgi vesicle-mediated transport
Cellular component (GO): endoplasmic reticulum membrane; endoplasmic reticulum
Source: RefSeq, a predicted model, not a curated record
AAAAUACCAUGAGCUUAAUCCUUUUUCACAGUCACUGAUGAGCGGGCCCCCUACCCCCACCCACUUAGACUAUUUUUGUAACAUGACAUGAAUUUGAGAUAGUAUCAGCACACACUCGUAUACAGCAUACACGUGCCAGGGAAAACAGUGAGUCAUUUAAAAAGAUACUUUCAUUUUCUGCACAUACAACAAAGCUUUCGUCAGUUUUAAGGUUGGAUCUUAACUUAAUCAGAAGAUCAGGAUCAUUAAAGGCCAACCAGCAGAGUUUCUUUAGGGCUUCCGAGUCCUCUGAUGUUCCUCAGCAGCUGUUGUUGUGAGUGCAUGUGUGUCUGGACUUUCCAAUACUAUUCAGCAUACAACAUUUUCUGAAAAUAGCAAUGACUCUCCAGUGGACGGCUGUGGCUUUCUUCCUAUAUGCAGAGAUAGUAGUCAACCUCAUCCUGUGCAUACCCUUUAUAUCAGCACAGAGAUGGCGUUUGGUUUUCAGCUGGAGAAUAUGGAGCUGGUUAUCCCCAUACUGGAACAAAUGCUUCUUUGCAAUGAUCAUGGCCCUUAUUGUUCUUUUUAUUGAUGCAGUCCGAGAGGUGCAUAAGCUACUCGGUCCAGACCCCACUCAGGAUGCUAAAGUGAACCCAAACUUGUAUGAACCAUGUUCACAUGAAGCGUUCAGGGCCCAGAGGACUUACAUGUGUGGCUUUUCUCUCUUUCUCUGGCUAAUCUUGCAACGGGUUGUUACCUUGCUAAACCAAGUCGCUGUCACCUUAGACAACAACGCAGGCCUUCAUGCACAGAUGGAUGGUGCCUUGAAAACAACUAAACAGCACAAGGAAGACAACCAAAUGCUCAAACAAGCUCUCCUUGAAGGGGAAAAAUCCAUGUCAGCUAAAACACAACUGAGGCAAGAGACUGACAAGCUGGCAGCUCAACUGAAGGCUGCUGAGGAAGCUGUGAGAAAAGCAAAUGCUGAUAAUGAGGCAAGUGAGGAGACCAAAGGUUUGGCACAGGAGUAUGACAGGCUGUUAAGGGAACAUCAUCACUUCAGAAUCUUCAGAGUGCCAAGUGACAAAAAGGAUCAGUAA